Amyelois transitella is the source of this 3771-nucleotide messenger RNA. Its product is annotated as protein IWS1 homolog. The transcript is spliced from 12 exons. Lineage: Eukaryota; Metazoa; Arthropoda; Insecta; Lepidoptera; Pyralidae. Gene Ontology annotation, cellular component: nucleus. Bases 222 to 2414 code for a protein of 730 amino acids. The record is from RefSeq and is a predicted model, not a curated record. Gene Ontology annotation, biological process: poly(A)+ mRNA export from nucleus.
UCUAACCAAACCGAAACCAAAACGAAAAAUCGCGAAAACUAAGAAAGAAGAGCCCAUUCAUUCGUUUCUUUUUCUUCAUGAUUUUCGGGGUUAGACAAAAUAAUCAGGUUUAAGUUAGUAAUUAAAAUGUGUUAAUUGGUGACCGCAAAGAAGGAUUAGUAUAUAACAAGCUAUAAUUUGAUGUAAGUGCCCUGCGUUGUACUGAAAUUCUCAUCUUCACAAUGGACGUGGACACAGAUGGGCGAAAGUCCCGCUCUCGCAGUCGAUCGGUGGAGUCCGAGUCGAAGAUGUCUCACGAUGGUUCCCCACAUUCAAGGAGAUCCAAAUCUCGCAGCGUGUCUCGUUCGCGUUCGCGAUCCAAAUCCGGUUCGCGUUCUCGCUCCGGAUCCCCCAAGUCUGUUCAAUCCAGAUCUGGAUCCCCCAAGUCUGUCCGAUCAAGGUCUGGAUCUCCGAAGUCUCCUCGCUCGAGAUCCGGGUCCGCCAAAUCCUUGCGAUCCCGCAGCGGCUCGCCCAAACACCGCUCGAGAAGCAAUUCGGCGCACUCCCGUUCGAGCCGCGGCUCUAAAUCCCGAUCCCGCUCUCGCAGCGUUUCCCGCUCCAAGUCUCCAGCUAGGAGGCGCUCCCACUCCGGCAGUCCCGCCGACCGCUCCCACUCCAAAUCCCGCUCCAAGUCGAGGUCGAAGUCUCCGGAGAAGAUGGACGUAGACGACGGCGCACAGGCGCGGUCCCGCAGCGCGUCGCCGGAGAAAGGGCCUCAAUCUCCUGCAGGAGACCGCGCCAGUCGCUCCCGCUCUCGAUCAGCGUCCAGGAAGUCCCGUUCCCGUUCCGGUUCCGCCAAAAGCAAGUCGCGUUCCCGCUCAGGGUCGCGCAAAAGCCGUUCGCGCUCCCGAUCUGGUUCAAGAAAGAGCAAGUCCCGGUCAAGAUCCCGAUCAGGGUCGGCAAAGUCCCGGUCGAGGUCUCGUUCUGGCUCUAGGAAGUCCCGGUCGAGGUCUCGUUCUGGCUCUAGGAAGUCCCGGUCGAGGUCUCGUUCUGGCUCUAGGAAGUCCCGGUCGAGAUCCCGUUCUGGAUCUAGAAGAUCCCGAUCUGGCUCCGUAAAAUCCAGAUCGCGGUCCCGUUCGGGAUCAAGAAAGUCUCAUUCAAGGUCUCGCUCUGGCUCUAGAAAGUCCCGAUCGAGGUCUCGUUCCGGGUCAAGAAGAUCCCGAUCGGGCUCAAGAAAAUCUCGUUCAAGAUCAGGAUCAAGAAAGUCCCGGUCUAGAUCGCGGUCAGGAUCUAGAAAAUCCCGGUCAAGAUCAAGAUCCAGAUCGAAAUCUGUUGGAGUAGAUGGAGAAAGAAAGAGUCGCUCCCGCUCCGGCUCCAGGAAGUCCCGCUCGAGGUCCCGAUCCGGAUCCGCUAAGUCUAAAUCCAGGUCUCGUUCCCGCUCGCGCUCCGGAUCUGGCUCGCCUUCGCGGAGGGGCAAGAAGCGGCGCGCGCGCCUCGCGUCGGAAGACGACGAGCAGCCCGCGCCCGCCGCGCCCGCGCCCGACUCCUCCGACGACGAGGUGCGGCGCGACGGUGGCAGCCAAGAGGCGACGGGCGGCAUGUCGGACUUCGAGCUGAUGCUGGCGCGCAAGCGCGACGAGCGGCGCGGCAAGCGGCGGCGCCGCGACAUCGACAUCAUCAACGACAACGACGACCUCAUCGCGCAGCUGCUGCGCCAGAUGCGCGCCGCCGCCGACGAGGACCGCGAACUAAACCGUCGCAACCAGCCAGCCGUGAAGAAGGUCUCCAUGCUGAAAGCAGCCAUGUCGCAGCUGAUCAAGAAGGAUCUCCAGCUCGCCUUCCUCGAGCACAACGUGCUCAAUGUGCUGUGUGACUGGCUGGCCCCGAUGCCCAACAGAGCGUUGCCUUGUCUGCUCAUUAGAGAGUCUAUCCUGAGACUGCUCACUGAUUUCCCGGCCAUCGACAAGUCCUUAUUGAAGCAGUCCGGUAUCGGCAAAGCCGUGAUGUACCUGUACAAGCACCCUAAGGAAACGAAGCAGAAUCGCGAGCGCGCGGGCAGACUUAUUUCCGAAUGGGCGAGGCCUAUUUUCAAUCUCUCUACAGAUUUUAAAGCCAUGAGCCGCGAGGAGCGGCAGGCGCGCGACGAGGCCAUGGCGGGCGCGCGGCGCGAGCGGCCCGCGCCCGCCGCCGAGCCCCGCGCGCUGCGGCCGGGCGAGCCGGGCUGGGUGGCGCGCGCGCGCGUGCCGCUGCCCUCCAGCAAGGACUACGUGUUCCGCCCCAAGUCCACCUCCGACGUGGACAUGAGCAGGAUGAGCAAGAAGAAAAUGACCCGCUACGAGAAACAGAUGAAACGCUUUAUCGAUCAAAAGCGGCUUCGAAGCGGCUCGAGACGCGCUGUCGAGAUCUCUAUAGAGGGCCGCAAGAUGGCGCUAUAAACAAGUUUGCAGCAGCACCAAUAGAUGGCGUUGUAAAAUAAUUCACCACUUUACCGCGAGUUGAUGCUAUAGGGAAUCAUUGUUCUGUAACAAGUUCGCACGAACUGAAUUUGGAGCAUGGAAUUGGCUAGCGGGCCCGGUAGUGCAUACUUAACUAAACUAGAACUGAAAAGGACGAAACAAAUAGUUUGUGUUGAAUAUGUUUAUUUCAAGGUGUUAAGUAUUCAUAUUAGACUUAAUUAAGGAAUAUUUCAACUCAAUUUGUGAAAGCAACUUGUAUUCCGUGAUGGGAUAAACACAUAGCUAUUCCCAAGGCAGCAAAUCCUCGAAAAACAACAUGUUCAUGUAUAAUUCUCCUUCACUUUUAUAUCCCACGAUUUCGCGUGGAACCGGGAAAAUAGUUUCUUCCAUUUCGAUUUAUUAUUUACUAUAUUACUACGAACUACCCCCCUAAUGGUAACUUGUAAUGAUGUCGUUCUGUAAAUAAAGCGAAGGAGAAUUAGAAUAUGUUAACAAUAAUAUUAAAUGUAAAUGUAAGGUUAUUGAAUGCAAUUGUACCUAUGUAGUUAAAUAAACUGGUAAAAAAAUUGAUUAUUUUGCUACGGAUUGGCUACCAGGGUGUAAAGAUUUACGCGUAGAAUUUACUUUCUGUCAUAAUUAUUAUUAAAAUACAAUUAAAUUUUGCUGUAAAGCACAAAGCGAACUUUUUAAAUAGUAUAUUUUAUUUUUAAGAAACAACUGCAUUACCCAGAUCAUCUUACGAUACAACUUAUUGAACGUAAGCACAGAUAUUUCUAUUCUUAAAUCUGUUUAAAUGUGUGUGCCUAAUUUGUACUGGUAUUAUUCUGUUCAAUCCGGAUAUUAUGUGUUUUCGUUAGUGACUUCAAUUGCCACAAAGAAAACCUUAUUGACCGUUUUGUACAUCAUCCUGUUAUGACGUCAUGGUACCGGCAUUCAAAACCACGUUAUAUCCGGAUGUCAUAUUUAUGUAUUCGUAUUGAGAUUCAUAGAAUACGUUGUUACAUGGGAAGUCGGAUUUCAGGCGUAUUUGUAUUUAGGAUGUUUGUUACUGCGUCAGCGCGACAGUGCAAUAACCACGGGAGAUACGGAAAGUUCAGUUAUUGCAAUAGCAAUCUUGGUGCAAUACUCGUAAAGAGAAGCUUGCGAGCCGCACUGACGUCUGCCGUUGCGACAACCCACACCGUCAAAUCGCGAACUUUUAAUUCAAGAAUGAAAACUUAGUAUAAAGAAACAUGUGAUUGUGUUUGUUUUGUUUGUAUAAAAUGUGUGAACCGCGGGCGCUGUGAUGUGAGUCGCUAGUUUAAGGGUUUUAGCAAAUAAAACGUACGAUUAAUAA